Anopheles nili is the source of this 632-nucleotide messenger RNA. RefSeq names its product RWD domain-containing protein 4. The record is from RefSeq and is a predicted model, not a curated record. Gene Ontology annotation, molecular function: protein binding. Lineage: Eukaryota; Metazoa; Arthropoda; Insecta; Diptera; Culicidae. The transcript is spliced from 3 exons. Bases 1 to 612 code for a protein of 203 amino acids.
AUGUCCGAAGCAAAAGAACUGCAAAAUGAUGAGAGAGAAGCGCUUGUUUCAAUUUAUGAAGGCGACAGUGCUUUUAAGCAGGUGAACUCAGGAACGUAUCAAUACAAAUAUGGAGAAGAAGGCAACAAGUCGUUUCUGUUAGAACUUACGUGGACCGAAGAGUAUCCUAACGAGCUACCCACGUUCAACCUAGACACAUUUUACAAUAGGAAUCUAUCUCGGACUGUAAAGGACAGCAUUGCGUCGAUUUUACAAGCAGAAGCAGAGCAAUGGAUUGGCUGUGGGAUGACUUAUACCCUAUUUGAGUGCCUGAAGGAUAAGUUGGACGAACUGCUGACGGAUGAGAACUGCAACGCUGGCGAAGGUCAACAGAUGAUUAUUGGUACGACCAACGUACGAGUGGAAGGCGAUCAAACAAACACCGAUUCUGACGAAGAUGAUGUGCACAACGAUGCAAAGGAUGGCAAAAAGGAAUCGAAACGGGAACAUUUAACUAAGGCACAGAAACGGAAACAGUGGGACCGCGUGGAUAGCAAAGGUAACCGACAACGGGGCUGGAACUGGGUCGACAUUAUCAAACAUUUAUCCCAGACCGGGGGACGGCCGGAAUAAAGCAAUGAGUGGAGACGGUU